GGGUCCCGGCUGGCGCCCCUGCCCGCUCCUCCCCGCCUCCCCUGGGCGCCCAAUCCCGGCCGCGGAGGCCGCUCCCCUCCCAGCCGCACCUGCAGCCGGGAGCCCCUAAGCCCGCAGCAGCCGCACGGAGCGCUCGGCCGCUAGCCGCGGACCCAGGUCCCGGAGCUGGGCUGCUAGAGCCUCUCCCGUCCAGAACACAGACGCUCUGUUGUUGGGUAUUUCAUGAGGGCCCUUCUUCAACAGCAGGUGAGAGCGUGACUUGUCCAUAAGCCAUGUCGGUGAUGGCCGUGCAGAUGGGGGGCCUGGCCCUGUCGGUGUUGGGCUGGCUGGGCACCUUCCUGACCUGUGCGUUGCCCAUGUGGAAGGUGACGGCUUUCAUCGGCUCCAACAUCGUCGUGGCCCAGGUGUUCUGGGAGGGGCUGUGGAUGAACUGUGUGUACGAGAGCACAGGCCAGAUGCAGUGCAAGAUCUACGACUCGCUGCUGGACCUCUCCUCGGACCUCCAGGCAGCCCGUGCCCUAGUUGUGGUCUCCAUUUUGGCAUCCUUCCUUGCCCUCCUUUUUGCCAUCUUUGGGGCCGAGUGCACCAGGUGCGUCGAUGACAAGGAAGCCAAGGCAAAGAUCUCCAUCACCGCCGGGGCUGUCUUCAUUCUGGCUGGGAUUGUGCUGCUCAUCCCCGUGUCCUGGUCGGCCAACACCAUCAUCAGCAACUUCUACAACCCCAUGGUGCCAGAGGCUUUAAAGAAGGAGCUUGGGGCUUCCCUCUAUGUGGGCUGGGUCUCAAGUGCCCUCUUGGUGUUUGGGGGGAGCAUCCUGUGCUGCUCCUGCCCCCACAGCCAAGAGGCGCCAUACCCCAUGAAGUAUAAAAUGGUGAAGCACUCCAGCCUGGGGAGCUAUGCCCUUAAGAACUACGUGUGAGGGGCCCUGCCUUUCCCUCCCUGGAGACCCCACUCCUGCCCCAGUCCAUCCCACAUGCUCACAGGGGCCCCUUUACAGCCAUCCAAACGGAUGUUGGCUUCAAGCCGAAGUGUGUGAAAUUUGUAGGGGUUCCCCUCCCAGUCCAGAUCCUACCCCACAUGUAUCCUCCCACCUGUAUCCCACCCUCACCUGUCUCACCUCCCCAUGCAUUUCCCUGCCUGAAUCCUGCCCCACCCAUCCCACCUCCCCAUGCAUUUUCCUGCCUGCAGCCCACCUGACCCAUCACAUCUCCUUACGUGGAUCCCAUACCCCUGCAUCCAACCCCACCCGUCCCACGUCCCUAUGUAUCUUCCCACCUGUAUCCCAGCCCAGACAUCCCACCUCCCCACAAGUAUCCCCCCGCCUGCAUCCCACCUCCCAAUGUGUAUCCCACCCCACGUUUCCCUGCCUGAAUUCCACCCCACCAUGUGCAUCCCCCCUGCAUCCCAUCCCACACAUCCCACCUCCCACAUUAUCCCUCCUGCCUGCAUCCCACCCCACACAUCCCACCUCCCCACAUAUAUCCCCCCCGCCUGCAUCCUACCCAUUCUUUCCCACCUCCCCACGUGUAUCCCCCUGCCUGCAUCCCACCCCACCCUUCCCACCUCCCCACGUGUAUUCCCUGCCUGCAUCCCACUGCACCCAUCCCACCUCCUCAUUUGUAUCCCCCCCGUAUCCCACCCCACACAUCCCACACAUAUUCCCUCCUUUCCCAUGUCCCACCCCACAUGUCACCUCCCUACAUGUAUCCCCUACUUGCUGGUGUCCUGCCCCAUGCAUCCACCCUCUCUUCCCAUGUCCUUCUCCACAUGCCUUCUCUUCACCCACAUCCAACUUGACAUGUGCUCUGGACCCCCAUAAUAUCUAAGUGCCUUCUAGUCACGCAUUAAGCAAUGUGACUAACAUCUGUCACCUGUCAGAGGGAGAUGUGUGUGCAGUGUAGUGCUUUGCUUGUUUGUAUACACACACACACACACUCAGGAAAGGCUGGUUAGAACAGUGCAGUUUGCACUCAGAGAGGAAGGCGAUGAGGUUGGUGAUGGCCCACAUAGGCUGGUGAACCUGAUCAUCAGCCUGGGCCAAUCAGGCACGUCCAGGUCAGUCUAUACCCCUUUCCUCAAGGCUGUUUAUUCUUUAACACAAAAAAGAAGCAUGGAACAAUAACAAAAAGCUACAGUCCUGUUCUCAGCUGUGACUGUGGGGCUCCCCAGCCUCUGAUAGCUUAAGGGGCUGGAUCUUCCCCACCCUGGAGCAGGGGGAACGGGGUUUCCUGCCCUCUCACACCCUCCUGCUGCAGCCAACAGAGACCACACUCCCAACCCUCUCCUGGAGCUGGGCUCUCCUUUAUAUCCCCUGGCUGGGAAUCAUCAGCCCAGUCACUCAAUGCUACCCAGAAGGGCCAGACUGGCUAGUUAUAGUCCUUGCUUCCAGGGGAGGUCAGUGCAGGCUGGGACCAGCCUGCACCAAUCUCUGGCUCCUGCAUACACCAGUUGUGCCCUGAUGUGCAGAGUUCCAUUGGCCUGCGGGAGCAGAGUUGUUGACCAUGGCUCUCAUCCCAGUGUUUAGGUGCUGUCAGGUAUCCUGGGGCCAGGCCACGGAACCCCUUGAAGAUAAGGCCCGAGACCUUGCUCUUGAUCCGAGGUGCUGUGGGAAGCCAGCGCAGAGAGCAGUGGACAGGCUGGAUGUGCCAGCCUGUGGAGACGUGCUGCAGCAUUCUGAACUAGCUGGAAUUUCCCAAGACCUGAAGGUAUCAUGCCCACUGUUGCUCUGCUGCAGUCCAGCCGCAAAGGGACAAUGGUGUGAGCAAUAGAGGCCAGAUCUUUGUCUCCAAGCCAGCCUGGGAUGGUAGAAAUCAGCCACAUCUUGUCCCUGCAUGCGCCCUCCCCACUUCAUCCCAUCUGGGCCCUGUCCCAUAUGUCCUGUCCUGUCCAGGUGCUCUCACCACCUGUUCAACAUGUGACACCUCCAUGUCUGUGCCUUGCCCCUCAGCCCACUGCCUGUGGUUGCAGGGUCUGGCAGCUGUGUUCUCUCUGUCCCUCCCAGCAGUUGGGGAAUGUGGGACCAAGAAGAGGUGAUGGGGGAGUUUUGCUUAAUGCCCCUUGUCCAUGAAAUACCCCUCCCUCCUGGGGCUCAGCACUGGGCUGCCAUAUCCGUGAGGGAGUACCACAGGCUAGACAGAUAUUACGUAUAUAGCCUGACAUUUCAGAACUGGGGCCUAGUUUUCGGUGUCCAACAGGAGACCCAGUGGGCCUUAUUCAGCCAGAGAACCUCUUGGCUUCAGCUGGCACUUCAGGAGAUGGGCCCAGGGGGGUCUCAGCUGGGCUCUGCAAAUCAGCAGCCACAUCUGUAAAUGGUUGCCUUACUAUGUGCCGCAUACGGCCCCCAGAGCCACUAGCACCAGCGGCUGAGGAGACAGAGGAGUUGGCUAGCUGUGCCAUGCCGGGGCUGGGGGAGAGGAGCGGGCAGCCAAUCAUGUUGUGCUUUGGGUGGUGGUCAUCCCCCUUGGAGAUCUCUGUGCCUGUGUGAGCAGGUCUUGGUGUCUGAAUCCUGCAGCACGAGGCCUGAGCAGUUCCAGCAGCUCUGUGGGAAGAUGCUGUUUAUUGCCGUUGGCCUCGCUGGGCCAGCUGACCCAGGCUGGUUUUAAUAAAGGCUUUGGUAG
Molecule: messenger RNA, 3615 nt
Organism: Dermochelys coriacea (leatherback sea turtle)
Lineage: Eukaryota; Metazoa; Chordata; Testudines; Dermochelyidae
Product: claudin-4-like
Exons: 3
Coding region: 273-917 (214 amino acids)
Biological process (GO): cell adhesion; bicellular tight junction assembly
Cellular component (GO): plasma membrane; bicellular tight junction
Molecular function (GO): structural molecule activity
Source: RefSeq, a predicted model, not a curated record